This is a messenger RNA of Lactuca sativa (garden lettuce), 2049 nucleotides long. Its product is annotated as phytosulfokine receptor 1. The record is from RefSeq and is a predicted model, not a curated record. Gene Ontology annotation, molecular function: protein binding. Lineage: Eukaryota; Viridiplantae; Streptophyta; Magnoliopsida; Asterales; Asteraceae.
AUGAAUGUCUUUGGGUUAUGUGUGACUGUUAUAGUUUUCGGGAUUUCAGUAGAAGCUCAGCUCAAUUCCACCUGCAAUUCGAAUGAUUCCAUGGUAUUGAAGCGUUUCAUGAACGGAAUGGAAACCGCCAUUGACGGAUGGACCUCGAAUUCUUCCAAUUGCUGUGAUUGGGAUGGUAUUACUUGCGAUUCCUCCGGUAAGGUUGUCAAAUUGGAACUGUCAAGAAAAAGAUUAGUCGGUACUUUGGCUGAUUCAUUGGCUAGUUUAAACCAACUUAGAACCCUAAAUCUCUCUCGUAAUCUACUCAAAGGCAAUCUUCCCACUUCACUCUUUCACUUGCCUCAUUUGGAAAUUCUCGAUCUGAGUGCCAAUGAGUUUUCUGGAUCGUUCCCAUCAAGCGUAAACUUACCUUCGAUCCAAUUGUUAGACCUUUCCGAUAAUAACCUCGAAGGUCCAAUCGCACCAGGCUUGUGCAUCAACUCCACUGGAGUUAAGGAGCUUAAAUUAGGGGUGAAUUACUUUAAUGGCGAGAUCCCACCAGAAUUUGAGAAUUGUAGCUUCUUAGAACAUCUUUGCCUAGAUGCAAAUCUCGUUUCUGGGAUCAUACCAGAAUAUCUGUUCAAGUUACCAAGAUUGCUUCGAUUAUCUCUCCAAGAUAACAAUAUAAUCGGUCAGCUACACAAUACUAAUCCUUCAAAUCUUGUUUACUUCGAUGUUUCCUUGAAUCUAAUUUCAGGAAAUCUACCUGAUUUCUUUCAUACAUUUCCAAAUUUAAGCUAUUUCGCUGCUCAUUCGAACAAUCUUUUUGGUAGGAUACCCCCGUCAUUGUUGAAUUCCGGAAGCAUUACUUCGCUUAUCUUAAGAAACAAUUCGCUCAUUGGUUCAAUCGAUAUAAACUGCUCAGCAAUGAUAAGCCUUACGUUUCUUGAUUUAGCCGAUAACAAAUUUCUGGGCACCAUUCCUGAUAAUCUUCCCGCCUGCCCAAAAUUAAAAAUGAUCGAUCUUGGUGGGAACAAUCUCACUGGACAAAUCCCAGAAAGCUUCAAAAGAUUCGAAUCUUUAUCUUAUCUUUCACUCUCAAUGUGCAACUUGAACAACAUCUCUGGUUCCCUAAAUGUUCUUCAACAUUGCCCGAAUCUAACCACCUUAGUCCUUGGUGGAAGCUUUGACAAUGAAGAAAUCCCAUCUGAUUCCAAUCUACAAUUCAAAUCGCUCAAAACCCUCGUGAUUCCAAACUGCAAACUCACCGGUAAAAUCCCCAAUUGGUUAAACGGAUUAACAAAACUCAGGAUCUUGGAUUUGUCAUGGAACCAAUUAAACGGACCAAUUCCACCCUUUUUAGGAAACUUAUCAUCUAUCGUUUACCUUGAUUUAUCAAACAACUUUUUAGAUGGAAUGAUUCCAAAAACCCUAACUCAAUUACCGGGUCUCCGAUCCCGUAACAUUUCGUUAGAAGUUUCCCUCGACUUUCCUAUAUUUAUGAGGCGUGCCAUGAACGGGAAAGUUUUAUAUUACAGCUACGGAAUUCGAUUCCCGCCAACUUUAGAUCUGAGCAACAACUUUCUGACCGGAGAAAUCUCACCGGAGUUUGGGAAUCUGAAAAACUUACAUAUUUUGAAUCUAAAAUAUAACGAGUUAUCGGGUAGUAUUCCAGAAAAUUUAGCGAAUUUGAGCAGCAUUGAGAGUAUUGAUUUGUCUCAUAAUGAUUUGUGUGGGGAGAUACCUGUAUCUUUGGUGAGAUUGGGGAUGUUGUCCAAGUUUAGUGUCGCGUAUAAUAAUCUUACAGGGAUUAUUCCUUCUGGAGGACAAUUUUCGACCUUUUCAAGCUCUAACUUUGAAGGGAACCCGGGUUUAUGUGGUGAAUUUGUUUUAAACUGUCGCGAAGUUGAAGAUCUGUUGGAAAAACAAGAAUCUGAGGAGGAGGAGGAAGUGACUAUGAUUGGUUUGCCUGUAUGGACUGGUUUUGGAACUGGUUUUGUUUUGAGUGUUGUCUUAUUGGUUGUUGUUCCAAGAAUUAGGGAUACUAAAAGAACCGAUAAAUUUGAGUAA